Molecule: messenger RNA, 2837 nt
Organism: Osmerus eperlanus (European smelt)
Lineage: Eukaryota; Metazoa; Chordata; Actinopteri; Osmeriformes; Osmeridae
Gene: crtac1a
Product: cartilage acidic protein 1a
Exons: 14
Coding region: 219-1862 (547 amino acids)
Biological process (GO): axonal fasciculation
Source: RefSeq, a predicted model, not a curated record
AUUCCGUCGGUCAUUGGUUGAGUUCCUAAAUAUUCAGUUAGCUCUCCGGUGAUUGGAGAAUUGGUUACACAAGACCUUGCGUAAAGCAAAAUAUAGAAGUUGUGUAAGGUAAAUACGAUAUAAAUGUACCCGGAUACGACACAGAGCGCGUCUUCAUCGCAGCAGUGGAAUUUCAUUGCAGAAGCUGUUUUCCGGACACUGAGUACAGGCUGUGAAGGAUGUUAGGGUCCCUCUCCUGGCUCCUCCUCCUGGCCCUGGGUGGGCGGGGCUUGGCCCAGGGUUCCGAGCCCAUGUUCCAAUCGGUGACUGGCACGGUCCUGCCCUCUGACAACCAGCACAACCCCACGCAGCUGAAUUAUGGGAUGGCCGUAACCGACGUGGAUGGAGACGGAGACCUGGAGGUGGUGGUGGCAGGCUACAACGGCCCUAACCUGGUCCUGAAGUACGACCGCAAGCUCAACCGGCUGGUGAACAUAGCCUUGGACGACCGCGCCUCGCCGUUUUACGCGCUGCGGGACCCCGGGGGCAACGCCAUCGGGGUGACGGCGUGUGACGUAGACGGGGACGGGAGAGAGGAGAUCUACUUCCUCAACACCAACAACGCCUACUCUGGCCAGGCCACCUACUCUGACAAACUGUUCAAGUUCCGGAACGGACGCUUCGAGGACCUGCUGAGUGAUGACAUCAACGUGCGCCGAGGAGUGGCCAGUCGGCUGGCAGGACGCUCAGUGGCUUGUGUAGACAGGAAGGGCACAGGGCACUAUGCAGUCUACGUGGCUAACUAUGCCAGGGGCAGUGUGGGCGCCCACGCCCUGAUAGAGAUGGACGUGGACGCCAGCGACCCAGGCAAGGGCAUCGUCGCCCUGUCUGACGUAGCCCCCGCCGCCGGGGUCAACAAGCUCACAGGUGGGCGAGGCGUGGUGGUUGGACCAAUCGUGAGCCAGACGAGGUCUGACGUGUUCUGCGACAACGAGAACGGACCCAACUUCCUGUUCCAGAACAUCGGAGAUGGAACCUUCUCUAACGUGGCCCAACAGGCAGGGGUGGAGGACAGGUUCCAGCAUGGUCGUGGAGUAGCGCUGGCCGACUUUAACGGAGACGGGAAGACCGACAUCGCCUAUGGCAACUGGAACGGACCGCACCGCCUCUACCUGCAGGACGGCAACCAGAAGUUCAAGAACAUUGCUUCCAGUGCAUUCGCGUCCCCGUCUCCAGUCCGCACGCUGAUCGCUGCUGACUUUGACAACGACAAGGAGCUGGAAGUCUUCUUCAACAACAUCGCCUAUAGGGGGGAUUCUCCCAACCGCCUCUUCAGGGUGUCCAGGAGACCAGAUGCCGAUCCUCUGAUCCAGGAGCUGGAUGUGGGAGAGGCUGCUGAACCCCAGGGAAGAGGCACAGGUGCCACGGUAACAGACUUUGACGGAGACGGCCUGCUGGACUUGCUGGUGUCUCAUGGGGAGUCUUCAGCUCAGCCCAUCUCUGUGUUCAAGACCUCACAGGGUUCGACCAAUCACUGGCUCCGUGUGAUCCCUCGUACCCAACAUGGGGCCUUUGCACGCGGCGCCAAGGUUACCGUCUUCACCAAUCAGAGUGGAGCCCUCACACGCAUCAUCGAUGGCGGCUCCGGAUACCUUUGUGAGAUGGAGCCAGUCGCUCACUUCGGACUGGGUCAGGAUGAGGUCACCGUGGUGGAAGUCUACUGGCCAGAUGGCAGUUCUAUGACCCGUGCCCUGCAGUCUGGAGAGAUGAACUCAUUGGUCGAGGUCACCUACCCUAAGGAAGGGGAGGAGUCAGUGCUGGCCAAUGACACAAAGUGUGGAGACGGACUGACAGUGAAGAACGGUCACUGUGCAGGUGUCUGAGUACAAGGUGACUUAAUCAAGGAUGAGUUAUUUUGGUGGACCUUUCUUUCAUCUUCUGUCCCUCCAGAGACCAGCUAUGUAAAAGACAGGCUGGCAAGUUAGCUGAACUAACAUCACGUUGUUUAUUUAUAGUUGGCUUCAGCAGUGCCGGUCCUAGCACAUUUGGCGCCCUAGGCAAGUUUUACCUACCUAAUAUUUUUUACCUAAAUCUUUUUUGCGAUUAAUUUUUUUCAACUUUCGAUUGUUUAUUUUUUUCAACCUUUUUAAACUUAUUUGUUCAAAACUUUCUGUUUAAUUUUUUUUUUCACAGAUAGUGAAAGGAAAGGAGAGAGAGCGAUCAUGCCCAAAUACAGACUAAAACUAAAGUAACGAGCCUGGCUUGAACAUUUAACCCUUCUGCUGCCUUCGGGUCACAUGACCCAAAGGUUCAUAACGAACCAUUGUUGUGUUUACCCAAUACAAAAACAAAUAAAAAUAAUUUUAUUUUAACCUUCGCAAUGUGGGGAGUCUGAGACAGCCCGACAGUUAAAAGAAAAGGCUUCACUUUGUUUUUGUAUGCGGUAAAGUUGUCGCAAUACGACGGUGGGUCACAAUGACUGAUGGGUCAGAAUGACCCGAAGAUAACACAAGGGUUAAGAAGUAUAAAGUACAGAUAUUUGUGUAAAAAAUGUAAGAAGUGAAAGUAAAAAAGUUGUCAGAAAAAUUGUGAAUUAAAGUACUGAUACCAGAAAAAUCUACUUUGUACAGUAACAAAGUAUUUGUUGGCUUAUUGGUUUUUAUUAGACGAUAAACAAGCAGGGGGGUUUUUCUACUCUGCGAGUACUUUAUCAUGUUUUUUAAUGCCUUUAUUUUCUUUUUAUUUCCCCUUAGGUUUUGGUACUGAAUGUUUACUUUUGUGUGAAGGUUACUUUUGUUGUUGUUGUUGGCUUAAACACUUCUCUAAAUAAACCACAUGAAUCAUGACACACAACAUCA